Molecule: messenger RNA, 1603 nt
Organism: Papaver somniferum (opium poppy)
Lineage: Eukaryota; Viridiplantae; Streptophyta; Magnoliopsida; Ranunculales; Papaveraceae
Product: probable serine/threonine-protein kinase PBL8
Exons: 8
Coding region: 321-1277 (318 amino acids)
Biological process (GO): protein phosphorylation
Cellular component (GO): plasma membrane
Molecular function (GO): protein kinase activity; ATP binding
Source: RefSeq, a predicted model, not a curated record
UCUUAGCUUACAAGUGAAAGAGGAAAACAGUUGCAGUGCAGAGACUUUAACAUUGCUAUAAGAAGAGAGUGUGUUUAUGUUUUUGUGAGAGAAUCAUAUAAAAGAAAGAAUACUUUAGAAUCUCAAACUUUUUGAAUUUUUUCUUUGAUUUGAUUCUCAUCCAGCACAUUUGUUCAUUUCUAUGUUUAUGUUUGGAGGUGAAAGUUUUAUGUGGAUUCACCGUUAUCUUCAUCUUUUCAUUCCGAUUAGAACAAUCAUUUUUUCCCCUACAUAAUCUGCCGCUCCAUACAUUUGAAACUUAGAGUAUAGAAAACCUUAUAAUGGGUAUCAGAUACGAGGAAAUGACAAGCGCAGAGAUGGAACAAUCAGGUCGAAGACCUCCAGUUAAUUUUCUGUCUAGCGAACUAGAUGAACUUGAGAACCGACCACGGGAGAUAUUGGGGCAAGGAUCAUUCGGAGUAGUGUUUAAAGGGUCAAUUCCAGAAAACAACAGAUGGGAGCUUCCGACGCAGGAAAUUGCCAUUAAAGUAAACACAGGAACAAAGAAAAUAAUUGAAUUCAAUAUGGAAAGAUGCAUUCUCGAAUCAAUCGAGCACCCAAACAUUAUAAAGCUAGUCGGGUUUGCUGAUGACAACAACAGACUUUGUUUGGUGUAUGAAUAUAUGAGAAGAGGAACUCUAAAAAUCAACAUUUCAGAUUUGUGUUGGCCUAAAACCUUGCAAAUAAUGAGAGACAUGGCAUCAGUGAUAUGUCAUUUGCAUCAACAAGACCCACCAAUCAUUUUUAGAGACCUUAAAUCUGAAAAUAUCUUGAUGGAUGAGAAUUUCGAUCCCAAGUUAAGCGAUUUCGGACUAGCUAAAAGAGGAAAAGAAGGGUUAAAAUGUGGAGGUACAGAAGGUUCAUCAGAUGUUACUGCCAUUUACGGAUCUGCAACACCGCUAUGCGAUAUAUACAGCAUUGGGAUAUUGAUCCUUGAAUUGCUUGCAAAUAAGGUGUUCAAAGACCGGGGGAAAUUACUGGCUUGGGUAAAAGGAAAAGCAUUGGUUAAGGGAAAGGUCAGAAACGUCAAGAGUGUCCUUCGUAAGAAUUUACUUACAAGUGGUUGUACAGUGAAGAAUGCAAGAAGAGCUAUUAAGCUUGGGCUACAAUGUGCAAGCUAUAAAAAUGAUGAUAGGCCAAAAAUGCAUUAUAUUUGUAAAGAGCUGAGCAAGUUGGGAGUAAUGAGAAGUUUAACUUCAUGUUGCCUUAAUUUUUUCGAUCUGUUCGCAAUCAGGUAGCUAAGCUGCUGCAGAAAAUGUAACUUCUACAAGUGCAAGGUAGCACAGAUCGUACUGUUCGUUGUCUCCUACUGCUGAUGACAACUCAAUGCAAGAUCCCUCCAAGAAUCAGAAUAUGUUCUUCUUCCAAAUUGCACUUCCCUUUCGAAUAAGGGGAAAAUGGGAGACUUUCAGUUCUUUUAUUUCAUGUUCUGGUAGAUAUGCAAGUGUAUUUGUUCUUUUUGUUGUAUGUUUGAAAAUACUACUCUCUUCCGUUUUUCCAUAAUAUAUUGGAAGUGAGCAAUUUUGAUGACUAUAAUGCUAAAUAUAUGGAAAAUUGAAAUGGA